Ilex paraguariensis (yerba mate) is the source of this 828-nucleotide messenger RNA. The record is from the annotation of a GenBank genome assembly. Lineage: Eukaryota; Viridiplantae; Streptophyta; Magnoliopsida; Aquifoliales; Aquifoliaceae.
AUGGGGUGGGCAAUCGCAUUACACGGCGGCGCCGGCGACAUUCCACUGACUCUGCCAAAGGAACGCCGCGAGCCCCGAGAGGCCGCCCUCCACCAUUGUCUAGAGGUCGGUGUCGCUGCUCUCAAGGCCCAAAAGUCCCCCUUGGACGUUGUUGAACUUGUGGAAACCGUUGCCUUCAAGCAACCUUCUCCAAAUGGCAACUUGAGAAUAUCCAAGCUUUAUAAAAAUCCUUUUGAUAGACUUCAUCAAGCUGACCAGAGGAUGAAAAUAGCAGAAAGGGGGAAGACGAAAUUAUCGGGGUUAGUUUCCUUGCCAAUGGAGGCCAAGAGUGCUGAUGAAGAAGAUGGGAAACAUACUGCAGAAUUGAAAAAUAUAGGUGCUGCGAGGAGGUGUUGUGUGUUUAGCGAUAUGCGUGCAAUGGUGGAUUUGUGUUGGGGUAGAGAAGGAAGAGGGCAGAGAGGGGGUGAUGUGGCAUCGAGUGAGAGAGAGAAUGGGGAAAGAUGGGUGUGCAUGUUAAUCAGUGUAUGUCUUGGUUGCUGGGGGAAGGUACGUGAACUAGAAAACAAUUCGCACUUCAAUGCUGGUAAAGGAUCCGUGCUGACCAGCAAAGGCACUGUUGAAAUGGAAGCAUGCAUCAUGGAUGGUAAUUCAAAGAAAUGUGGAGCUGUUUCUGGUCUCACCACUGUUGUUAAUGCCAUCUCUCUGGCAAGACUGGUCAUGGAGAAAACUCCUCACAUAUAUCUUGCAUUUGAUGGGGCAGAGGCAUUUGCAAGGGAACAAAUAGGGGACAAGAAAACUGCAUCUGCUGUGUCAGCACCUCAUUCUUAG